CCUCGCCAUAAAUCGGGCUGAGGAGAAAAAACUAAUUAAAGUCAAACUCAACUUUCCACAAUGUCUUUUUGGCGAACUACGUCGCCUCGUUGCUACCCUCUACCUUCCCUCAGUCCACCCUGCACACCACAACUUUGUAAUGGACUCCUUUGAUGACGCUUGGAAGCGACUCCUGUUGCCGCAUAUUACUCGAAAAGUGAG
This is a messenger RNA of Dibothriocephalus latus, 201 nucleotides long. The record is from the annotation of a GenBank genome assembly. NCBI's taxonomy places the organism in Eukaryota, Metazoa, Platyhelminthes, Cestoda, Diphyllobothriidea, Diphyllobothriidae.